UUAUCCCAAAUCUGGAGCAAGGUAUGGAGCUUUAUUAGGCCAUACGCUUAAACCUCUCAGAGAAUCUUCUGGUUCCCCAUAUAUAUCUAACCAUCCCAAUAGGAGUACUAUCUAGUAGUUGUUCCAAGAGCACUAUGGAAUUUACAAUUGAGGAUGCAGAUCUGCAUACCAUUAAGAAAAACUUGUUCAAUUAUGCCAUGCAAGGCAAAUGGAAUGAAGUUGUCAACAUAUGCAGGCAACAGCCAAGGGCUCACAAGGCUGAGAUCGUUGUAUCUGGAGACACUGCAUUGCAUGUUGCGGUUUCAGAAGGCAAAGAAAGUAUAGUUGAGGAACUAGUUGAGUUGAUCAGAGAAACAGAUCUGGAUGCUCUGGAGAUGAGAAAUGAGCAAGGGAACACCCCUCUCCAUUUAGCUGCAUCAAUGGGAAAUGUUCCCAUAUGCAAGUGUUUGGCUGGUAAGCAUCCGAAACUGGUUGGUGUCCGCAACCAUGAAAAUGAAACGCCCGUCUUCUCAGCUGUCCUUCAUGGUAGGAAAGAUGCUUUCCUCUGCCUUCACAAAAUAUGUGACAGGACCAAACAGUAUGAGUACAGUCGAAGGGCCGAUGGCAAAACUAUUCUUCACUGUGCCAUAUUUGGAGAAUUCUUAGAUUUAGCAUUCCAAAUAAUAUAUCUGUAUGAAGAUUUUGUUAGUUCUGUUGAUGAGGAAGGGUUUACUCCACUGCAUCUCCUGGCUGGUAAGCCCAGUGCAUUCAAAAGUGGUACUCACCUCAGCUGGAUCAGCAAUAUCAUUUAUCAAUGUCUAAUUGUCGAGAAGCUGGAGAAAAAUGAGGGCUACAAUCAUUUCAACAGAACUUCUGAUGACAAGAAACCCUGGUAUCCAGACAACUAUGGAACUUGUAUGAGUUUCUGGAAGAUAAUUAAAGUACCAGGUAUGUGAUAUGUUGAAGGAGACUCAAAUAUUCAAUUAGCUUCAAGUUACUGCACAAGUCAAGAAGAUGUAUGGCUAAGUGGUCCAAA
Molecule: messenger RNA, 1015 nt
Organism: Vitis vinifera (wine grape)
Lineage: Eukaryota; Viridiplantae; Streptophyta; Magnoliopsida; Vitales; Vitaceae
Exons: 3
Coding region: 135-935 (266 amino acids)
Molecular function (GO): protein binding
Source: RefSeq, a predicted model, not a curated record